Trichoplax adhaerens is the source of this 315-nucleotide messenger RNA. RefSeq lists its product as uncharacterized. The record is from RefSeq and is a predicted model, not a curated record. Gene Ontology annotation, biological process: GPI anchor biosynthetic process. Bases 1 to 315 code for a protein of 104 amino acids. Lineage: Eukaryota; Metazoa; Placozoa; Uniplacotomia; Trichoplacea; Trichoplacidae. The transcript is spliced from 5 exons. Gene Ontology annotation, cellular component: endoplasmic reticulum membrane.
AUGCGAAGCAUCAAAUCUGUGGUGGGAGGUCUCGUGAUCACUGCUUUUGCUAUUCCACUCAUGUAUGCUGUGAUUGUGCUAUUUGGUGCUCAAUUAACCGAGCCAUUAUCAACAAUUGAAGCAAUGGUUAUGUUCACAAGCUAUGGUGGUAUCCUUGGUGCAUGGUUAGGAGCAUUUACAAUUCCUUUAGAUUGGGAUAGGCCAUGGCAGGUAUGGCCAAUCCCUUGCAGUAUCGGAACGAUGAUGGGAUACGGUGCAGGCCUGUAUAUUAUUGCAGCAAAAACUCAAGAAGCUCAAAUUAUGAUUCGAACGUAA